UAGGGGAGAGCAAACAGACAGCAGCCGGCCUGGUGGACACAUCAGGCGCUUGUCUCUACCAUGCUGGGUCCGGACCACACUCAAGGCACGGAAAGGCUUAUGCAAGCCAUUCAACACCAACUCCAUUUAACUCUACUAAUGUCAAAGUUUGGUUCUUCAUAACGCAGCGGCGUGGAGAUAUAGGAUACUGUACUACCGACUCAUCAUGACUUGACAACUACACAUGAAGUUUAUUCAUUUUCUACUAGGAGACAGCCCACCGAGUGAAAUGCAGGGAUUGAUACAAUAGAGAGAGAGAAACAUGGGAGACUUGAAGUGUGGUUUUGAGGAAAUGCAGGGAGUCAAACUGGGAUACCUGCUUAUCAAAGGCAAACAAAUGUUUGCUCUUUCUCAGGUCUUCACUGACCUUCUCAAGAAUAUUCCUCGGACCACUGUUCACAAGCGGAUGGACCAUUUAAACGUGAAAAAGCAUCACUGUGAUCUGGAGGAACUGCGAAAGCUCAAAGCAAUAAAUUCUAUUGCCUUCCAUGCGGCUAAAUGCACUCUGAUAUCGCGGGAGGAUGUGGAGGCUCUCUACUUUUCAUGUAAAACAGAGCGCGUGUUAAAAUCCAACAAAAGGAAGGUAAAAGGGAGUUCCCCGGGGGAUGCGCGAGAGGAAUUGCUCCACAAGGACACACGCGCCAGGUCAUGGAAGGAGAAAGUUUGGUUCAGUUUGCACAGCGUUCCUCAGACGCUGCCCCUUAACAACAAAGCCGGCAGCCGAGAGAUCCCUCAGCUUCCCGACUCCAAUCUACCUCAAAUUUACAAUAAAAAACACAAUCAGGAAUACACUUCGGUCUCGCAGUCCGAUUACAAACCCUUUAAAAACUAUGAAACAGCUCAAAUCACCGGGAAUUGUGUUUCAUAUAACCAGAGACAUUCGUUUUUCAGGACGGUAGUGAAUCGGCAGCCGGUGUUCUUUCAGUCCGCCAUUUCUCAGUCUAAGCUCUCGGGCGCAGCUACCGACCCACUUCACAAAAGGAAGAGGAGACGCGAGGAGGGCGGCUGCAGGGACAGCGCGAGGCGGUCGUGGAGUAGGAGCAGACACACACAUCAACCCCCGGUCGUCCUUGUGCAGCCAAAGUGCUGCAGCAAGCCAAAAAGACACAAUAACGAAAGUUUGGGGGCAUUUCACAUCGGCCAUGAAUUUUACCUGAACCACGGGUCUCACCACCAACAUCAUGGUUUCCAGGAGAGCUGCAGCAGCGACACGGAAUCAAGUUCCUACUCGGAGAGGGUCAACAACGACUCGGAUUUCGGGUCCAGUUUGUCCAGUAGUAGCAACUCCGGGACUUCCGAUGAAGAGCUGGAGGACAGUCCGUCUGAGAGUUCGGACAUCAGCACGGACGAGGAGAGCUCGUCUCAGUCCGACUCUAGCUCCGUGUCCAGCCUGGUCUCUGUCCAGAGUAUCCGCUUCAGGCGGGCCAGGUUCGCUUCUCUCCCCAAAACAAAAACCCUCAACUCUAAAACUUUGGUUCUGCAGCCGACCUUCCACUACAACCAGCAGCUGCCGCCACCCAGGACCGCCGACCAGGUAGGGAAAGCGGACGCGGACAGGCUGAGGAAACACCAGAGACACGACUCAGUCAACAGGGAAGCUAAGCAAGACACGGAAGUACAGCAAACCCCCAAAUUUGUGUCUCCUGGACGAGGGAGCCUUUUUACAGAGACCGUAGUGGGGGACGUUGCAGACGUGCACUGUGACCCAAAGAGUGCUGUUCCAGUGAAAACAGGCUUUUACGCACAAGGCCUCUCAUCCAGCGUGAGCAGAAGUAAGAUAUUUCCCCCAUGCAGGACUCCGGGUGCGGCGGGCGGGUGCCCACCUGGACCAGGGUCACACUGCACUCAUCUCAAAGAAACGAAGUUCCUCAAAUCGACAGACAGCCACCUUUCAUUAGCCAUGAAUAUAAAAACAGAGACAAAAACAGGGCCUUUCUUGAAAUUACCAUCUCCACUGAAAACCAUCAAAACCGAGCCAGAGGAAUCCCUGGUGUCUAUGGGGCCCCACUCUGAGAGCAGCAAGGCGGCUAAGACACUCCCAUCAGUCCUGCAGAAUGUGAAAAUUAAGGUGGAGGAGAGCAGUAAGGAAUAUGAAUACUCGAGCCAGGCAUCUAGAUUCCAAUGCAAAGGAGACGAGGCGGAUGUCAACAAUGCUCGGUACCCCGGCGGUGACAUCAAACACGCGGACUAUUUCAACUAUAAGACUAAAGCUAUUGAGAGCUCCGCCGGGGCUCCAAAGUCUCCCUCCCUUCAGGAAUGUAGGAGCACUCAAGACGCUCCUUGUCCCGAGGAGGGGGAGUACAAGAAUGGCGCAAGGGUCAGGAAAAACUACAGGACGUUGGUGCUGGGUGAGAAAACAGGGAUUUCUAGGACGCAAACUAAACCGAACACGUCUAAAGUUGACAAGACUCCGUGUUCUCGUCCCGCAGGUAAAGCGGAGAGUUCCGAGGGAUAUGCAGAGGAAUUAACAGGAGCGAGUAAACGAAAACGUACGUUCAACAAUGUAGCGUCAUCUCUAAAGAGGUCUUUUAGUUUCAUGGCGAAUUUCCCUUCUCCGCCGUCUUUGGUCGUUGGCAGCGACGGGGAUUUGAGCCCCGCUUUUUCUUUGAACUCUCUGAGGGACAACCGGCCGCCCCCGCGCUCCCACCCGGUGUGGCACUGGCAGCCCGGUGGCCGGCCCGUGUCUCCCCCACCAGCACCAAAAUUCAGGAAAUGUUAAGGUGUUUGUUUUCUUCUUACAAAUACAGAGUAAAACACUGCGUGCAGGGGAGCCUGUUUAAACGGUCUGCAAAAGUGUUUCAAGAGUCCAAAACAAGCCCGGGGUGCUUAGCAACGUGUAGCAUUUUGGGAUUAUGUUCUUCAUUGGAUGGAUUUUAAACUUUCCACGUUUUUAUGAAGUUUGGUUACUCUUGAUGCACUCUGCAAGCGUGUAAACCCCAAGCAUCUGUGUCACAACCUCUUGGGUUUAUGCUGGGAAACUCAAAAUAAGAUGUAAAAAUAGGCUAGUCCUACACACAUUUAGCCUUUCAAAGGGUGUUUUACCUAAUUCACAAAAACUAUUGUUUCUCACUUGUCUAGCUCGAAACGAUGAAUUAUACCAUGACAGGCCUACCUUGGUUUCAGUGAAGUAAACAUUCAUUUGUGCUUUGUCUGUGAGAGGGAAAGGGUAACCUCUGUCGUAAAAAUAACACCCCAUGUUGGUAUUUAGGCCUGCUCUUGUUCAAACACUAGCGGAAACGGUUGGUCUCCACAAUCAAACACAAGCAGGCUUCGCUACUCAGUGCCACCCACUUCUUUACAUUUCAUAGGUAAUUUUCCAAAACGUGUGGUUGUUUUAAUGAUUUGCAAUGAUUCUAUUUUUUUCUUGGGAAUACCUCCUCGCUUAGUUAGGCUACUUCUCUAACAUACGUUAAAUCCUUUUUUUUAUGGGAAUUAUUUUGAAGAACUUAAUCAAAUCAGCCUAUGCAUGUUGAGGGGGUCUGUUGACUGGGAUUGGGGAUUGGGAUGGAGGACCUGCAGAUGCUUCUGAGUGGCUGUGGUCAGCUUUCCCCUGUUUUUAUUUAGGCUAUUAAAAGUAUUUCCUGGGGUGCUUCUGUUGGAUUGUGCACAGGCAGAACACGCAGCCAAGAGUUUAGAACAGGCCAGAACACAAUGCCUUCAUGUGUACCGACAAUCAGAGGGACAGGGAUAAGCCUCGAACGCCUAAAUAGUGAAAACGUUCUUGAAACAACUGACUUUUUAAAAAUGUAUCUGAAAAAAAGAAGAAUCUGUCCAAUGUGUUGGAAUAUGAUUGGGAUUGGCAAGAGGUCACGCUACUCAGAAUACAAACACCAAAACUAUGUCUUAAUUCAAACCUUAAAGCCUAAUGUUAUUUAGAAAUAGAAGAAAGCACAAGUGGUAGAGGCUCACGUGCCUUGCACUUUGAUACAGUCCAAAAUCUAGUCAGCAUAGGGUGGUUUAAAAUGGAUGUCUGGAGAGGAAAUGUGUGCUAAUGUCCACUGAAAUAUUUCACUUAAAAUACUCCGCCGAUACGGCUACGAUUGCUAUUUAGCUUACGUUUAGUUAUUCCUAUACUCCAUGUAGCCUAUCUGUAAGAAUACAAAAUGGACCAGCACACCUGCAUACAUACUGAACUGACGAAUAUUAAAGCAGGGAUAACCAAUUAGAUUACCGUGUAAUUGUUUACAACCGGUAGUCUGGCAAAACGUAAUAGACUCAAAUAAAUCUUCAUCAUUUGAAAUAACAAAGUCAUGUUUAUAUGAAAUAGGCUAGCCUAAUAGGCAUGCCAGAUAUGGUAUUCCCCUUAGUCAUGAUUAGACCUAUAUAGCUGGACUGCGUGUCAGCCCUUUUCCAAGUAGGCUGUAAACCACCACAAUAUAACAAAUAGGCCUACGUGUUUUGGAAAUACACAACACACUUUUGUCGAGCCACGUGAACUUUGUAAAUAUAUCCUUUGAAUCGUGGUUGUUAAAUGAAUGUAGGCCAACCUAUAGUUUCGUUUCUACCCUAAUAUUCAAUAUGAAAACGCAGUCAACCAAAACAAAUAUUAAAAUAAAAAAUAAAUAGAAAAGGGGGAAAAAACUAAGUUGUAGGCUACCUAAACUGCAGUAGGUUAGCGUGGACGUGUAGGUUUCUCUCAUGCACAGCGCGCUGAAAGCCUUUUCUGUCAGUCACAAAGAGAGGCCCAGCUUUAAGCCUGUCAGAUCAAAACAAACGCAAAGCCGGUGAUGAUGUCACGGAUCGCCAGAAGUAGGCUAUGUAACAGCAAAGACAGCAUCCAUAAACAAAGAAACCAUAGAAUUGGUUAUUGUAGAAAAUUGUUCGCAAACUCUGUUUUACUCUCUGCUUAGAGUGUGUCUGUGAUUGUCUGUAUAAAUUGCACCUCUCCUCUCUCUCUCUCUUUUCUUUUCUGCGGCCUUAAGUCUAUAUGUGGCCUACAUUCUCCUUUUGAGAGGUAAAACUGGUCUUAUAGCCUACAGUUCUGGCUGCAAAAUAUAAGACUUUUAAACUAGUCCUACAUUACAAUACGAGUUGAUGCUUGCAUCCUUAAUGGUGGUAGGGUGGAAAUGGGGGUUUGGGGGAUUUCAUGCUUUGCACGAGAGAAGCUUUCACCUCCUAAUCCGCGUGUCAAAAGUGUAGCGCAUUCGACGAAGAGGGAUACACAGAUCCACGUUCCUCAUGUGUACCACCCGGCUGGACUCGGCAGUUCUCACGCCGAAUUCAAAAUGCCUCACGAAGGGAAGGGGAUGUUGGAAAUGGAAGGUUAGGAGGGAGGGACCUUCCACCAUAAAGACAAAUAGCUCUCUGACAGUGACUCUAUCAAUGUAAACAAUUGCAUCUUGUCGCGGCUCCAGGCCCCUCCUCCUCCCCUCCAUCUCCUGCUAUUUACCUCCUUCACUCAUAAGUAAGCUAUAGCUUCUUUUUUAUACUAUACUUGAGGUCAGGGUUUUGACAUGAACAUUUGAAGUCACUGGUUGUUUAUAUAAAAACUGAAUAUUUAUUUUUGUGAUUUUUUUUCUUUUUCGUAUUGUCAUUGUUGUAUAUAGGACAAAUGCACUCGAAAUGAGAACUUGAAUGACGGAUUUCUUAAGCACUUUCCCUUUGUUUUGAGUUAUGAAGUAUUCAUUAAAGGCGGUUGAGUGUGA
Molecule: messenger RNA, 5684 nt
Organism: Osmerus eperlanus (European smelt)
Lineage: Eukaryota; Metazoa; Chordata; Actinopteri; Osmeriformes; Osmeridae
Gene: skida1
Product: SKI/DACH domain containing 1
Exons: 1
Coding region: 302-2758 (818 amino acids)
Source: RefSeq, a predicted model, not a curated record